Molecule: messenger RNA, 1910 nt
Organism: Ceutorhynchus assimilis (cabbage seed weevil)
Lineage: Eukaryota; Metazoa; Arthropoda; Insecta; Coleoptera; Curculionidae
Source: the annotation of a GenBank genome assembly
CUAAUCUGCAGCCACUCUUUGGUGGUGCUGGUACCAAUUUCAUUUCUCCUACUUUCAAAACAAUCGACCGAGUAUCAGCUACUGGCUGCACCAUAUCAAAACAGUACCCGUUUUCUCGGACGCAAGAAAAGUACCAUCGAGCAGUACCCUUUCAUUUAUUAUUAUUAUUAGGUGGAAAUUGGAUUUUUUUAGUUUUGGUUUUGACCAUUAGAAAAAAAUAUAUAUAAUAAUGAGCAGUGGUACUUAAAGUGUUGGAUUUAAGUGAAUUUUUUUGGACUUAGCGUUAAUUUAACUGCUGAAAAAUGAUGUCAAGAUGGUACCACAUAGUCACCAUCUUGGUACUUACUGUGAUAAACUCAUGUACUUGUGCAAAUAUCCUUAUGAUCACCAUGGGUGGUACGAAGUCUCACAAAAUUCCGUUUUGGGAAUUGGCUAGAGGAUUGAUACCCAAAGGACACAAUAUUACGUUUUUGAGCGCGUUUCCAAGUGAUUUUUAUAUGGAGGGUUUAGAAGAAGUCACUCCAAGUAGUUAUGUAGUUUACGUGAGAAAUUUCACGAACUGGGAUUUGGUUGGUUCCAGAAUGAGAGGGGAGGAACCGGUGCCAUUUUUGGACAUGAUUAAAUUCGGGUAUGAGGCAUGCGAAGUAUUCCUUUCAGAUCCAGAAACCAAAGAGUUCCUAUAUUCGGGCCAGAAGUUUGAUUUGCUCAUAGUAGACGGAGCUUAUCCAGAGUGCGCAAUGGGCUUUGUACAUCAUUAUCGGGCUCCGUUUAUCUACAUCAACACUGUUGGAAUGUACAUGGGAUCCUUAUCGCUGGCUGGUAACCCAACACCUUUUUCCAUUACACCGUUUCUUGCAAGGCCUUUCACUGACAACAUGAGCUUUUUGCAAAGAGUCCAAAACAUGUGUUUUCACUUGUUAGGCAACUUAAUGCAUUCAGUAAUGACCAGGAACAAAAUCCAGCCGAUCGUUAGGAAACAUUUUGGGUCUGACAUGCCCGGAAUUUAUGACAUUUCGAAAAAUGUGAGCUUCAUUUUGCAAAAUGGCCAUCCGGUGCUUACGCACCCUAGGCCCUUUUUGCCUAACGUUGCUGAAGUUGCUUGUUUACAUUGUAGACCUGCAAAAAAAUUGCCCGAGCAUUUGGAACGUUUCAUUGAAGCUUCAGGUGACGAGGGAUUCAUCUACUUUAGCAUGGGCUCGUCAGUGAGAGCCAGCAAUAUUCCCGAAUACUUUAGGGCCUUGUUGAUGGUUGUUUUCAGAAACUUGCCCCAGAGGGUCUUGUGGAAAUACGAAGGUGACGAUCUAAGUGAUAUUCCCAGCAAUGUCAUGCUAGGAAAAUGGUUACCACAACAGGAUAUAUUAGGUCAUCCAAAGCUGAAAGCGUUCGUCACUCACGGAGGACUGCUGAGUAUGUUUGAAACAGUUUACCACGGAGUUCCGGUGGUUUCGUUGCCAGUAUUUUGCGAUCACGAUUCCAACGCUGCCAAAGCGGAAAGUGACGGUUACGCUAUGAAACUAGAGCUCUACACUAUCACACCUGAAAGAUUGCUGAGAGCUAUCAAGACUGUCAUCAGGGAUCCAAAAUAUAAGACACAAGUAAAGUACCGUCAGAAACUUCUGCUAGACCAAACAGAUACCCCUCUAGACAAAGCAGUUUAUUGGACCGAAUACGUCUUAAGACAUAAAGGCGCCUCACACCUACAAUCACCCAGUAGACAUAUGGGCGUUAUCGAAUAUUAUUCAUUAGACGUGCUAGUGUUUUUGCUUCUAGGACUGAUAGCUUUGUACUAUUGUACGAAAAAACUUUUGAGGAUAUUGAGAAUAAUUCCAAAACACGAGGUUCACUUGGAUUUGUCUAGAAAAAGUAUAAAGAUAGAGUAGGUUUGUGUAAAUAAAUAAAUUAUUAAUUGA